Molecule: messenger RNA, 1027 nt
Organism: Acaromyces ingoldii
Lineage: Eukaryota; Fungi; Basidiomycota; Exobasidiomycetes; Exobasidiales; Cryptobasidiaceae
Product: thiamine pyrophosphokinase
Exons: 2
Coding region: 36-980 (314 amino acids)
Biological process (GO): thiamine diphosphate biosynthetic process; thiamine metabolic process
Molecular function (GO): ATP binding; thiamine diphosphokinase activity; thiamine binding
Source: RefSeq, a predicted model, not a curated record
CGCUUUUCUUCCUCCUCCACCGACGAACGAAAGCCAUGGCAGAGCAGCAUUGGGACCCGUCGAGACUGUUCGAGGGUGCGACUGGACGGGGCUACGCCGUCAUCUUGCUCAACCAGCCCAUCCUUCCAGUCCAUCGCUCUUCCUUUCUCAAGCUUUGGUGCGGGGCGACGCUUCGCAUCUGCGCAGAUGGCGGCGCCAAUCGCCUGUACGACUCCUACUUCGCACCGGACAGCUCAUCGACAUCGUCGGUAGUAUCCGAUGUCCCAGAGCCGCACGAUAUCAUCGGCGACCUCGACUCUCUGCGUCUAGACGUGCGCAGCUACUUUGAGCAGAAGGGCAAGACGACAGUCAGGCACGUCGCCUCGCAGUACUCGACCGACCUGCAAAAGUGCGUGCUGCGAGUCGAGGAGCUCGAGACGGAAGGUGCACAGGCGGAACAGAUGGACCUUGUCCUCGUCGGUGGGCUCUCGGGCAGGCUUGACCAGACGAUGCACACGAUCCACGUCUUGUGCCAGCUCUCUCCGCUUGAAUCGAGCGGCGAAAGGGCCGACACGGGCCCGCCGCGGCGACACAAGAAGAUGCCACGGGCCGCCGAUGGCGAGGUGCGCGAGGGAGAGAGCGAGGAGGACGACUUUGCCACGCUGCAAAAGCGCAAGACGACGUACGUCAUUAGCGAAAACUCCGUCGCUUGGAUCCUGUCAAAGGGCAAUCACUCAAUCGACGUCGACGAUGACAGGCUCUUUGGACCGACGUGCGGCCUCUUACCGUUUGAAUUGCAGCUCGAUUCGUCGAACUCCGCCGCGCCCACGUCGGGGGCCAUCAUCAAAACUCAAGGGCUCGAGUGGGAUCUCGACGGGACACCCUCAGCUGUCGGAGGCUUUCUCUCAACAAGCAACCACCUCCGAAAGGGGCAGCAGAUUCAUGUACAGACAGACCGCGCCAUCAUCUGGACGGUGGAGCUUCGAUCAGACCAAUCAUAGAGCAAGUAGUGGAAUGGUGAUGGAGUCGUCAUUCAUCUCGAGAAGGC